Pyricularia grisea is the source of this 798-nucleotide messenger RNA. RefSeq lists its product as uncharacterized. NCBI's taxonomy places the organism in Eukaryota, Fungi, Ascomycota, Sordariomycetes, Magnaporthales, Pyriculariaceae. The record is from RefSeq and is a predicted model, not a curated record. The transcript has a single exon. Gene Ontology annotation, molecular function: S-adenosylmethionine-dependent methyltransferase activity. Bases 1 to 798 code for a protein of 265 amino acids.
AUGACAGCAGACACGUUUGAACUGGCCAAGGGCUACACGGUCAACAAUGCCACCCAACACAGCACAGGCUUGUUCCUCCUCGACCGCCUCAACGUCAAACCUGGCAUGCACGUCCUGGACAUCGGCUGCGGGCCAGGGAACCUGACGGCACACAUCGCCGAGCUGGUUGGGCCAACUGGAAAAGUAGUCGGCAUUGACCCUAGCAAGGAGCGCCUCGCCUUGGCUCAGGACCUGGCCACCAACAGAUCCAACCUGACAUUCGAAGUCGGCCAAGCCGAGGACCUGUCACGGUUUGCCGACGGCAGCUUCGAUGUAGUCUACGUCAACGCCACCUUCCAUUGGAUCGGGGACCAGGCUCGGGCGGUGCGCGAGUUCCACCGAGUCUUGAAGCCGGGCGGCGGCCAGCUGGGCAUCUCGGGCGGGUGUGGGGACUUUGUGGCGGAUCAUGAGAAAGUGAAGGCCACAGUCAUGGCACAGGAACCGUUUUGUCAAUAUCCCGACAAGGAUGGGAUCUGGCCGAAGUUUGUAAAACGGGCAGAGAUGCAGCAACUUCUUGAUCUUGCUGGGUUUGUCGACUACAGCAUGGUCAUCAACAAAUUAGUGAAGCAAGUCAAGGACGGAUAUGCCAUGCUAGAGUGGCUGGACACGAGCUCGUCGGGCAAGACGUACGGCGCGGUCCCGCCCGAGUUGAAGCCUCAGGCAAGGGAGGCAAUGAAGCGAGAAUGGGAUAAGCUUACCACGGAGGAUGGUAUUAAGAUGGACAUGGAGUUGCUUGUUACGGUGGCAACCAAAAGCUAA